GCUCCCAACAAGUCCAAAAUUCCUCCUCUGUCCUAUUCCUGCCUUCUUCCUUCCUAAUUCCCUUCUCUGACAAUGGCUCUCAAGGCCGUUCAUGUCUCCGACGUCCCUUCCCUUGAUCACGUCCCUGAGAAUGCCUCCUUUUCCCUUUACUCCACCCGCUUUUCCGCCGGCGUGGAUUUGGGUCGGGCCGGGUCGAAGAGCCCUAAGUUUUUGGUAAUCGGACACAGGGGCAACGGCAUGAACGUCUUGCAGUCGUCUGAUCGGAGAAUGAGAGCUGUCAAGGAGAACUCCAUCAUGUCUUUCAACGCCGCCGCCAAGUUCCCCCUCGACUUUAUUGAAUUUGACGUUCAGGUGACUAAGGAUGGCUGCCCGGUCAUUUUCCACGAUGAUUUCAUCCUCUCUUUAGAAAAUGGAACUGUAUUUGAGAAAAGAGUAACAGACCUGAGUUUGUCGGAGUUCCUGUCCUAUGGUCCUCAGAAAGACACCGCAGAGCAAGGAAAGCCUUUGCUCAGAAAAACCAAGGAUGGAAAGAUCCUCAAGUGGGAUGUUGAACAGGAUGACCCACUCUGUACCCUCCAAGAUGUUUUCCGCAAGGUGGAGCCCACUGUGGGUUUUAACAUCGAGCUCAAAUUUGAUGACCACAUUGUAUAUGAGGAAGAAUACCUCGUUCGCGUCCUCCAAACUGUUUUGAAGAUCGUAUUUGAAUACGCCAAGGAUAGACCCAUUAUCUUCUCAAGUUUUCAUCCAGAUGCGGCAAAACUCAUUCGUAAAUUACAGAGCACCUACCCUGUGUACUUCUUGACAAACGGAGGAAAUGAACUUUAUUAUGAUGUAAGAAGAAAUUCCUUGGAGGACGCAUUAAAGCUGUGUCAGGAGAACGGCCUCCACGGAAUCGUGUCCGAGGUUAGAGCGAUCUUUAGAAAUCCUGGAGCAGUAACCAAGAUAAAAGAAUCUAAGCUUUCUCUGAUUACCUACGGCAGAUUAAAUAAUGUUCCAGAGGCAGUUUACAUGCAACAUUUAAUGGGGAUUGAAGGGGUGAUUGUUGAUUUGGUCCAAGAAAUAACGCAGGCGGUUUCGGAUAUGAUAAAGCCAUCAAAGGUGGCUGAAGAGGAGGGUAUUACGAGUGAAGAGAAGAGGAAGGUGGAUUCAAAGCCUCAAUUCUCGCAGCAGGAGCUGACCUUUCUUUUGAAGCUUAUCCCAGAGUUGAUACAGAUAUAGGCCAAAACCCUUUUAAUUUACUUGGUCUUCGCACAUACUCGUAGUCAGCAGAUUUUAACCCAAAAGAGAAGAGGAGGCGACCAUUAUACCCUGAGCUGUGUAAAUAUGUUUUCAUUUUGAUUUCUCAGAAACAGAGAGCGAAUGUAACUUGAUUGUCCUCCAUUAACUCGUCUUUGAUUUUAUCCCAAGUACAAGUGGAGUUCCCCAACUGAAGUGGUGUUGAUUUGUUCUUUAUUUAUCUAAUCAUGAAGAGAACUUUGCAAUUCAAAAUU
Molecule: messenger RNA, 1490 nt
Organism: Neltuma alba
Lineage: Eukaryota; Viridiplantae; Streptophyta; Magnoliopsida; Fabales; Fabaceae
Product: glycerophosphodiester phosphodiesterase GDPD1, chloroplastic-like
Exons: 7
Coding region: 73-1218 (381 amino acids)
Biological process (GO): glycerophospholipid catabolic process
Molecular function (GO): phosphoric diester hydrolase activity
Source: RefSeq, a predicted model, not a curated record